AUGUCAUCGGAUACACUUAAAUUUGAUGAGAAAACGGAAGCUGAGAAGCCAUUGUUUGAUUGUGAUUUUGGGACUUCCUAUAGUCCCAGAGUCUCGUACCACUUCAAUUCGAAGGUAUCACAAUAUCAUUACGGUGUCAAGCAUCCAAUGAAACCUUUUAGGCUUAUGCUUACCGACCAUUUGGUUUCGGCAUACGGGUUACACAAAGUGAUGGACUUAUAUGAGACGAGGUCAGCAACAAAGGAUGAGUUAACAAAAUUUCAUUCUGAGGACUAUGUCAAUUUCUUAGCGAAGGUAACACCAGAUACAUUGAAUAAACUUCCUCGAGGGUCACUCGAGAAAUUCAACAUUGGUGACGAUUGUCCUAUCUUCCAAGGAAUGUUUGAUUAUGCUGCCUUAUAUGCUGGGGCAUCGUUAGAUGCUUCUAGAAAGCUACUUAAUGGUCAGAGUGAAAUAGCUAUCAAUUGGUCUGGUGGUCUACAUCAUGCGAAAAAGAACAAUCCAUCUGGUUUCUGUUACGUUAACGAUAUCGUGUUAGCCAUAGUAAAUCUACUGCGGUAUCACCCGAGAGUGUUAUACAUCGAUAUAGAUUUGCACCAUGGUGACGGUGUACAGGAAGCGUUUUACACUACUGACCGUGUGUUCACUGUUUCAUUCCAUAAGUAUAACGGCGAAUUCUUUCCAGGUACAGGUGAUUUGGAUGAGAUAGGUUGCUCCAGAGGUAAGCAUUUUGCAUUGAACGUUCCGUUACAAGAUGGGAUCGAAGACGACUCAUACAUUAAUUUAUUCAAAAGCAUUAUUGAUCCCGUAAUAACAUCUUUUCGGCCCAGUGUAAUUAUUCAGCAAUGUGGUGCCGACUCCCUUGGCCACGAUAGACUUGGCUGUUUUAACUUAAAUAUCAAGGCUCAUGGUGAAUGUGUACGGUUUGUCAAGUCGUUUGGAGUACCAAUGCUUGUGGUUGGAGGUGGUGGUUAUACACCAAGAAAUGUUUCAAGAUUGUGGACGUAUGAAACAGGAUUAUUAAAUGGGGUAUUGCUACAACCUAAACUUCCAGAAGGUAUUCCAUUUAGAGAUUGGUUUGGCCCAGAUUAUUCAUUACAUCCAACACUAGAUGACUUGUAUGAAAACAAAAAUUCCAAGAAAUUUCUUGAAAAUAUACGGAUUAGAUGUUUGGAGAACAUCAAAUACUUACAGGGUGCCCCAAGUGUUCGUAUGGAUGCAGAACUCAUCCCAACACAGGACAUCACUGGCCUAACUGAAGAAGAAGAGGAACUGAUAAAAGAGUUAAAUGUCGAAGAGGACAAGGCUAGGUUGGCACAAAUGGAGAAGGAUGACUUUAAAGUGGGCGAACUAUACUAA
Kluyveromyces lactis is the source of this 1359-nucleotide messenger RNA. It is a transcript of the gene HOS2, whose product is annotated as histone deacetylase HOS2. Gene Ontology annotation, molecular function: histone deacetylase activity. NCBI's taxonomy places the organism in Eukaryota, Fungi, Ascomycota, Saccharomycetes, Saccharomycetales, Saccharomycetaceae. The record is from RefSeq and is a predicted model, not a curated record. The transcript has a single exon. Bases 1 to 1359 code for a protein of 452 amino acids.